AAACAAUAUUGAGUUUCUUUUGUUUGCUUUUUGAUGUGAAGAAAGAAAACUAUAUCGGUCGAUCGGUUUUGUUCUCAAACCUUGUAACUAAAAGAACCCUGUUUUUCGAUUCCAAUAGCCAAAACCCAUCUCUUCAAAAAAUCAAAACAUUUGCAUGUUUUUUUCACGUCUGCAAUUAGCGUGGGUGCAAAUUGAAGCUCAGAGAAGUGUGGGAAUGGAGAAAUUCUAGAUAUAGGUUUUGUUUUCUUUUUCUAAUAAGAGAGAGCUCGCUGUUUGUUUCUUACAUGUUUCCUUACAAAUGGAGAACUACCGAGGCGAAGGUGAUUUAAACGACAUAGUUCGGGCAAGUGGUGGUGGUGGUCCGUUGAGCUGUGUCACUAGUCAAGGCUCAAACAUGGUUCCUACUUCAACCUGGCAGCAAUUCCCCUCCGAUCCAUUGAAUUUCACAUCUUCAGCCAUGGAAGGUUAUGGUUUAAACGCUUUCGGUGACCCUUUCUCGUGUAUCUCCGAUCCACUUCUUCAAGAGCCCCACGUGGCUGCUUGCUCGACAUACUUCACCAUCCCUAAUCCAGCCGAUCAUCAUCGCAUCAUCAGUACCAGCUCCACCACCGUUAAUGAUGCAACCAACUUUCCCGAUUUAACAACAAAAGUGGGUCAAAGCAAACUGUUUGAAGAAGAUACGCGGAGUCCUUGCAACGUAUUUUCUCGGAUUCAGAUCUCCCCAGUAAGCUCAAGUAAGCUACCUUUGUCGCCCGGUGAUUCGCCGAUGAUGGCUGCUACCACGGGAGUUUCCCCGAGGGGAAUUAAGGCGCCUGCUGUUCUUCCAAGCGACAUGAUUAAUGCCAAAACCGCCUCCAAACAUUGCUUGAUUGAUAACACUGCCCCAGUGCAGAUCUCAUCUCCGCGGAAUCUGGGUAUCAAGAGAAGAAAGAGUCAGGUUAAGAAGGUGGUUUGUAUUCCAGCACCAGCAGCUGCAAACAGCAGGUCUAGUGGAGAAGUAGUUCCUUCGGACCUGUGGGCAUGGAGAAAAUAUGGGCAGAAACCCAUCAAAGGUUCCCCUUAUCCAAGGGGAUACUACAGAUGCAGCAGUUCCAAAGGCUGCUCUGCGAGGAAGCAAGUGGAGCGAAGCCGAAAUGAUCCCAACAUGCUUGUUAUCACCUAUACAUCGGAGCACAAUCAUCCAUGGCCGACUCAAAGGAAAGCUCUCGCGGGAUCAACAAGGUCUCAGCCAUCCAAAACCAAUAAUACUUCUUCAGCCCCCAAGGAUGAAGAGCUUAAAGACAGCAGCAACGAUGCAUUGUCUCCCACUAAUUUACCUGCUACUGUCAGCUCAUCGGCUAAAGAAGAGAGCGAUGACAUGGAGAAGCAGCUGGAAAUGCACGAUGGUGAAUUUGCCCAAGGAGUACCUCAAAACUACAAGCCAUCAUUAAUGGCAGACUCCCAGCAGGCCGAGGAUUUCUUUGCUGAAUUGGAUGAGAUAGAGACAGACCCUCUGAACCUAUUGUUUCCACGAGGAUUCCAUCAGGAUGAGCGGAAAGAAAAGAAAACAAUGGACCCUUUUGGUUUGUUUGAUUGACCAGGGAACAACAAUGCUUAUUUCUAAUUAAAACAAA
This is a messenger RNA of Hibiscus syriacus, 1613 nucleotides long. RefSeq names its product probable WRKY transcription factor 14. The record is from RefSeq and is a predicted model, not a curated record. Gene Ontology annotation, molecular function: transcription cis-regulatory region binding; DNA-binding transcription factor activity. The transcript has 3 exons. Gene Ontology annotation, cellular component: nucleus. Lineage: Eukaryota; Viridiplantae; Streptophyta; Magnoliopsida; Malvales; Malvaceae. Gene Ontology annotation, biological process: regulation of DNA-templated transcription. The coding region runs from base 299 to 1576 and encodes 425 amino acids.